CGGGUGAGGAUUAUGACCCAUCACGACACAUCGACGUGGAUGCUGAACUUUCAAGUCUUGUUCUUGGUCUUUGGGCCAAUUGUAAAAGUCGAUAAUUCAACGUCCGUUCUUUUGGUAUGGCGCUGAACACAUCCACAAUCGUUUAAACAAUGUUCAGCUUAGGGGCUUUCCUUCUCGUUCUGUGGUGUCUCGAGGCCCACUUUGCUUUUGCUCAGCAGUUUCCCAUGAUGAAGAUGUCGUAUGAGACAUUGAACCUCAGUGGCCCCUGCUUUGAGGCCCUGAACACCACCGUCGAGUGUUCUGACCGGCUGGCCAAGCACGUUGCUUGGGACGCAUCCAGUGUUGGCCUUCUCGACCAGAACGGCCUAGCAGAUGUCUGCGAAGACACAUGCAGACAGUCACUUGUUGACCUACGUAAAAGGAUCUUAGGCUCCUGCAACUUCAAUACCGACGCCAUCCAGUAUAGCUAUCUAAGCUUCCCGGCAACAUAUAUUGUCGACAGAUACCUGUACUUCUAUGACGUCUCCUGCUACAGAGACAGCUCCUCGGGCAUCUUUUGCGAUACUAUGGUGGCCGGCUGGCGCAACGAGACAGAUGGCUCGGAGGCGCACUUUUGCCAUGACUGCUGGCUAGGCCCCAUGUCUGUCCAACUCCAAUCGCCCAUCGGGUUCAACGAAGACCGCGCCAAAGAGUUUGCGUCACUAACCAGGAGCUGUUCCGUUGACGCCUACGCCGCACCCACCCCAAUGCCGUAUGGAGAGAUGACUGCCACCUUGGAAAACGUCACGACUACGGUCCAGGCCCCAGCACAGGAUACUGCGACAGCUACAACUGCAGCCACCGAAGUGACCUCUGCUAAAGAGAUGAUUCCGUCUAUCUAUCCUCUACUAGAGUUAGGCACUGCCGCCAGUGCCGAUACCACAGAGGGCAGGGAGAAGACAAGGAGGCAGCGGAGAAACCGUUCGAAGAAGACCUCAAAGCAGAGUACGGUCCGACAGGCCAACCCACGUGCUCCGGGUACCUCCGAAGAUUGCCUCAAGUACCAGAGCUUUCUGCCCUUCGAACUCGUUUACAGGGAGGCCGAUCAGGGAAAAAAAGACCUAGAUGACUUUGGCAUUAAUGACUGCAAGUACACAGCAACCAAGCAUAGUGUUAGUCUGGAAAGCUUCUUGGCUUGGAACCCUAGCCUUGCCAACACGAAAGACUGCAAGCUCCAGCGAGGAUGCAGCUACUGCGUGAGGCGACCAUUCUCAUCGCCCAAGACUCAAAUCAUUGCUCCUGUUGCCUCGAAUGCAACGCUAAACUCCACCGCGGCGGGUAUACAACUAACCUCCACACCAUCCCGAGAAAUAAAAAAGGGCCCAGCUCCGCCAUGAGUGGCAUGGCCCCGGCAGCGCCUGCUUUUAGUCAGUUAACACUCAGGCUUCAGCUGCUCUCAUAAGUCAAGAGAUAACUCUAGCAUUAAUAUUUAAUACCUAGAUCACCAUCUGCACACAAGUGUUAGUUAUUCAUCCUUUGUAAUAAGUCAUGAGGUGUGUAAUUAACUGCUCGCGGGACGCUUGAUAAAGUUUUAAAGAUUGGAUACCCCUGUCCCCCCUGGAAUCGGUAGCAAAAGGACUAUUCUAGGCAGCAGUAAAGGAAGUACAAGAC
Molecule: messenger RNA, 1650 nt
Organism: Colletotrichum navitas
Lineage: Eukaryota; Fungi; Ascomycota; Sordariomycetes; Glomerellales; Glomerellaceae
Exons: 4
Coding region: 150-1376 (408 amino acids)
Source: RefSeq, a predicted model, not a curated record